This is a messenger RNA of Aspergillus heteromorphus CBS 117.55, 1596 nucleotides long. RefSeq names its product Zn(II)2Cys6 transcription factor domain-containing protein. Gene Ontology annotation, biological process: regulation of DNA-templated transcription. The record is from RefSeq and is a predicted model, not a curated record. Gene Ontology annotation, molecular function: zinc ion binding; DNA-binding transcription factor activity, RNA polymerase II-specific. The coding region runs from base 1 to 1596 and encodes 531 amino acids. The transcript has 2 exons. Lineage: Eukaryota; Fungi; Ascomycota; Eurotiomycetes; Eurotiales; Aspergillaceae.
AUGGACCCCCGCGCGAGGUCGCAGAACCCUGCGCCUAAGCGCUCUCGGCUGAUGGUUAGCAGGGCUCGAACAGGCUGCCUUACCUGCAAAUCCAGAAGAGUCAAAUGCGACGAGCAGAAACCCAUCUGCAACCGAUGCGUCUCGGCAAACCGCCAUUGUGCGGGCUAUCAGACUCCUCCGAAGACCCCACCAAAGCCUUUCCAUAUAACAUACUAUGUGCCAGAUCUCGUAACCUCUGCCAGAGCCUUGCACUAUCCCACGGAAGAUCUCCAAGAUCAGCAGGCCCUGGCGUUCUUUUACCAGUGGAGUCGGUCAUGUUUCCCCAGCGAGCUGGUGGCGCCCUUUACAGACAGCACUGUGCUACAGGAGCCUGCGCUUAGGCAUGCGAUGAUUGCCCAGGGGAAGCUAUAUGAAACAUACCACUACGGCCUCGCUGCGUCUCCUCAAUCCGAGUCAACAGUAUUCGCAAUGCGGCACUACGGCAAAGCACUCCGUGAGCUGAUUUCUAGCGAUGCCAAAGCCACGGACGACCGAUCCCCCGUGUUUGUGAUUGCCAGCUUUCUUUUUGGUUGUCUGGAGACCUGCCAGGGACACCACAAGAACGCCCUGCUUCACCUUCAAUCCGGGUUCAAGCUAUUCCAGGAACUUAGGCAGUCCGGGCAGCUUGCUGAAGGGUGCGAGAUGAUUUUCCGCUCCCUUUUCACUCGACUAAUAUGUCAGAUGACCCAUUUUGACCUCGCGGAUUGCACGCGGUUUUUUGGGCUCGACGCAAAUUGUUGUAAAGGCCCGGAAGCCUUCACAAGCAUCGCAGACGCUCGUAUACACUUGAUUAACAUAUUGCAAAAGAUGAUCCACAGAAGGCAUUCUGCAAGUCCAAAUGCAGGAUUUGACCAAAAGCCGAUAGCACUUGAGAUGGAACGCCUAGGGACCCUUUUAGCUCAAGAAUUAAUGGAACUAGACACCUGGAUUCUUGCAUUCAACCACUAUCUGAGCUUUGGAAUUUCAAAUAACCACACCUGCGAGUCAUAUGUGCUCGCGAUUUGCUGUUUUCUUCUGAAGUUUCGCAUCAUGGCGGAUUAUCGGAAACCCGGAGAGCAUGAUAGAAAUGAUCGCUUGGACUUCAAGCACAUUCUGGACCUUGGGCAUACCCUAUCGACUGCUGGUCGUCUUACCAGGGACUCCUCGUCCCAGUCAGUCACGGCAAACAGUGGUCAACAAGAUGAUGUUUGGUGCCCCUUGCACCAAAUGUUUGAGACCAACUAUUUUGAGAUUGCAACGCCACUACCAACGGCAAAACAUAUGCUUCCUCACUUCCUCUUUUUCGAUAUUCUAUGUUCUUUAUCCGUGGCGUCUGUCCAUGCUCCCGACCCGAUUGUUCGUCAACAGGCCCGAGAUUUGGUAUUGAAUGCCUGCCAGUGCGCGAAGGGGUGGGACUCAAGUUUGGCUAUCUACCUCGCACAUUGUCUGUCGCAGUCAGGCCAGCUGGAAUCCUAUCAUGAUGAUGAUACUUUCUUUGGAAAGUUUACACCAGAGACUUUUCAUUGUGACGGAUCUGAAAGGCUCAUAGCCCUGGUCGCUGAUUUCGGCAAGCUCUAA